Hippopotamus amphibius kiboko is the source of this 1809-nucleotide messenger RNA. Its product is annotated as cationic amino acid transporter 3-like. Lineage: Eukaryota; Metazoa; Chordata; Mammalia; Artiodactyla; Hippopotamidae. Gene Ontology annotation, biological process: transmembrane transport; amino acid transport. The record is from RefSeq and is a predicted model, not a curated record. Gene Ontology annotation, molecular function: amino acid transmembrane transporter activity. Gene Ontology annotation, cellular component: plasma membrane.
AUGCGGUGUCCAGAUCUCCGCCAAUUUGGUCAGAAGCUGGUCCACAGGCGGCCACUGGAGCCCAGAAAGCAGACUGGCAGUCCCUCAGCCUCUCUGAACACCUUCAACCUGGUGGUCUUGGGUGUGGGUAGCACCCUGGGGGUUGGAGUGUACAUCGUGGUUGGUGAAGUGGCCCUGUUCGUCGCUGGACCAGCGAUCGCCAUCUCCUUCUUGGUGGCCGCCCUGUCUUCUGUGUUGUCCGGGCUCUGCUACGCUGAGCUUGGGGCAGGGGUAUCAUGGACUGGUUCCGCAUACUUCUACAGCUACAUCGGUGUGGGGGAACUGUGCGCUUUCAUCGCUGGCUGGAACCUUGUACUGUCCUAUGUCUUUGCCACCGCCAGUGUGGCCAAGGCCUGGAGCUACACCUUUGACGGCAUAAUUGGGAACCACAUCUCUCAGGCGUUGCAGGGAGCCUUCUCUGUGCACAUGCCCAGCUUCCUGGCCAGGUACCCAGACUUUGUUGCCCUGGUCCUGGUGCUGCUGCUCACAGGACUACUGGCUCUGGGAGCUCGUGAGUCGCCCCUGGUCACCAGAGUGUUCACAGGCAUCAACGUUCUGGUUCUCACCUUCAUCAUCCUCUCUGGCUUCAUUAAGGGGGACCUGCACAACUGGCAGCUCACGGAACAGGACUACAUAUUAAACACGUCUGGAUCCAGUGACACCUCUAGCUUGGGUCUUCUGGGUUCUGGAGGAUUCGUGCCCUUUGGCUUUGAUGGAAUUCUCCAUGGAGCAGCUAUAUGUUUCUAUGCACUUGUUGGUUUUGAUGCCAUUAUCACUAAAGGGGAAGAAGCCCUAAAUCCUAAUCGAUCCAUCCCCUUGAGCAUCAUCAUCACCAUCUCCAUCUGCUUUCUGGCGUAUUUUGGUGUCUCGGCAGCCCUCACCCUCAUGGUGCCCUACUACCGGAUUCACCCUGAGAGCCCCUUGCCGCAGGCUUUUCUCCACGUUGGGUGGGGCCCUGCCAGAUAUGUCGUGGCUGUUACCACCCUCUGUGCUCUUUCAUCCAGACUCCAGAGCAUCUUCUUCCCCAUACCGCGCCUGAUCAGGGAAAUGGCAAGUGACAGGCUCCUUUUCCAGGGACUUGCCCGGAUCCAUGCCCGCACAGGAGCCCCCAUUGUGGCCAUCAUGUCUUCUGGAAACCUUGCAGGCAUCGUGGCAUUACUCUUCAAGUUCAGGGAUCUCGUGGACCUCAUGUCAAUUGGGAAUCUGCUUGUUUACUCCCUGGUGGCUCUUUCUGUUCUUGUCCUCAGGUACCAGAAGAAGGAAACAGAGGAAAUUGAGUUACCUGAUCUUGAUGAUAUUUCUUUGGAAGCAGGAACCUCAAAAGUUCUAAAGAGUCUGUGUGACGCUAUUAACACCAUCCCCACUCUGACAUCUGGCCAGAUUGUCUAUCGAUGUGCCUUAAUGCUUGUUCUCCUGCUGACCAUCCUGAGCCUGGUGCUGGCCCGGUGGCCCAGCCGCGUGUUCUCUGGAGACCCUGUGUCCACAACAGCGGCUGUGCUGCUGCUGCUGCUCAUCGUGGGGGUCACGGUCAUCAUUUGGAGGCAGCCCCAGAGCCCCGCUCCUCUUCCCUUCAAGGUCCCUGCUUUGCCUGUCUUCCCCCUGCUGAGCAUCUUUGUGAAUGUUUACCUGAUGAUGCAGAUGACCUCUGGGACCUGGCUCCAAUUUGGCAUCUGGAAUGCGGUUGGGUUUGUCAUAUACUUUGGAUACGGGAUCCGGCACAGCUUGGAGGAGAACAGUGACCAACAGACCAGCCUCCACCUCCCAGACUGA